Messenger RNA from Serendipita indica DSM 11827, 1293 nucleotides. The record is from the annotation of a GenBank genome assembly. NCBI's taxonomy places the organism in Eukaryota, Fungi, Basidiomycota, Agaricomycetes, Sebacinales, Serendipitaceae.
AUGUCGAAACGUCCGGGUUCGCCCCUCGAAUCUAGCGGACCUUCCAAAAUCUAUCACUUUUUCAAGUCAAAGUCUGUACACGACGCGAGAGCCGUUCCCAAGGACUCUUCAGUAGACGCAGAGACGGUUGAGGAUGCAAAUACGGACAGUGGAGGCACAAGCAUGCAAGUGUUAGGGUCAAAGGAACUAGAAGACCUCUUGUGCUUCGACUCGGUGUCCUCCGAGGCCGAAGUUGAUGCGCGGUUUGCGAGAAUUGCCCAGCUGCUUUUCUCAGACUACAGGAUACGAAUCCAGAAGGCUAGCUCUUCUCGCGAGGAAACUCGAGAUUAUGUAGACCUACAACUGUUGGAGAUGGAGUUCUACCUCAUCUCGCCAAACGUGCACGAAGAUCCAUUCUGCCACGGCAGCCCAGAGCAAGCACGUUCUGGAUGCUGGUACUUUCAUCGAGCUCCGAGGACACAUUUGGGAGCACCAACGGACAGGCCUUCAGUAGGCGGUGGCUACCGAAGUGGAAGUCGCAAGGGAAUGGAUUUAACUAUUGGAUCGAUUGCUACCUUUGAUCCUCUGCACAAAACAGACCUCGCAUCACCCUCCUCAUUCGGUACCAAGGCUCGCGGAGGUAUAUUGUUCCGGUCAGCACGAGUGGUCAAGACAGGCGCGAUCAUUUCUGGCCCAUCGCUCCUGGUAGAUUUCAUCCUCCGUACAUAUGGACUCGAAGAGGUUCAGGACCUGGUUGGAGGAAAGUGGUCUGAAGACAUCAGCGCGUUCCCACCAGAGCCCGCAGAUGAGGACGUCACUCGCACAUGCACUAUGACAGUUGUACGUGUGCCACAGUCUAGUGCGCUGGGUAGGCCACCUAUAUACAGAACCCCUCGGAUUGGCCUCGACUUGAGCCAUGCCUCGUCGCUCGCCACUGCAAGCAAUCUCCGGGUCAAAUUUGUGCAAAGAAGAUAUAGGUUCAUUGUUGAACCACAUUUGCUCAAAGUCAAUGGCAGACCGCAGAUGUUCAUUGGCCUUUUGCAGCAAACCCUCGACCGGAAGCAUAGCGGAGCCAAACUAUCGAGUCUUUCGGAAGGAGAAAAGCAAAAAGUACUUCAAGAGGUUGAGAGGAUUGGUUCCUUUACGACCAAGCUAGCCAGGACAUAUCUUGGUCACUUUGAGCACGGUGUAACGGACGGCGGAGACUCGGUAGGAGCCUACUGUGGCCAAAAGGGGAAGGGAGUGUGUCAGUCACCCGAGAGGCUAUUGCGAAUGUUUGGAGCCAUCCAAGAAUUGGGCAGUGGCGACGCGUGA